CCCGUGUGGCUCCCCACCCCUUAUUCCCAUCCCUUGCAGGCCCCUUGCCGUCAGGUCUGCCUAAGCCCUGGUGCUCUGCCUCCUGCCCUGCACCCCUGGUGGGGGAGGGUGGCCCCGGCAGCCCUGCCAGCCUCAACAAGUCUGGGUUCAUCCUCCACCCAGUGGGGUGCACAGAAUGGCCCUCUCCCUGGGGAGCGGGGCUGAGGCCCCCCAGAGCGUGGGCAGGGGCAGGCCUGGGCUACCAGAACCAACAGAGAGGGGGACAUGGGCCAGACACCCUGGGAGAAAGAAUCUCCUUGCUUAAAACCCCACCAGUGGGUGCGGGCUCCCCAUACCUCUACAGAGUCCUGUGAAGACAGCCCGUCUGGCCCCAGCCCAGAAAGCUGCACCCCUUAUUUGCUGCCCUCUCCCCACUCCCCAGACUCCUGCCCCCUCUGAGGCACCCGGUUACCCCCCUCGACCUCUGCUGGCCACCACCCAUCUCUGUCUGCACCCACAGCCCCCCGGGGGGGGACCCUUAGACAACUUCUUCCUGCCCUGUGUGUUUCCUUAGGUUCCAACACACUUCUUGGGUCCCUCUGGGUCCCUCUACCCAGUACAGAGCCUGGCAGACAUUUUCCUGAUGAACUGGUCAUUCAGCUAAACUGUGGGCAGGUGGACGGGGGCGCAGAGGGUCAGCCCCCUCCUGCCCUCAGAAAGUUCUGGGCUCGUCCUGGAGGUUCCCUCACACACUCAGCCCUCACUCAGACAUACUAGUCCUGCACCCCGCUUGGCGGGACUGCUGCCAGGGGUGCGAGGGGGUGGGCAGAGUUCCCAGCUGGGGGAGGGCAGGGAGGAAGCCUUCCCAGGUAAAGCAGCUUGAAGACCUGGGGAGGAGAAACGGGACUGGCCCCCAGCGGACGAAAGGAUGCUUGGCUCUGGCUGCAGGGGGCAGGAUCUGGUCACCCAGACCCCUAGAGGGACAUCCUGCUGGCCCCGAUGGGGUCCCUUCUCUCUUGUCCUGGGCGCUCUUUGGUGGUAGCCGUCCCAUCCCCACCAGAUCACCUAGCUCCCCUGGCAGUGACUGUUCGCCCCGUCGUGUCAGCAACUGAAGGGACAUGGGUCUGGAGAGCAGACCCCACACCCCAUGCACAACGGAAAGACCCUCUUACUCAGCCCUGCCCCUGCUGUCAGUGCUCCGAGAACAAUCUGCAAGGCAUCCAGGGCCUCACGCGCCUGCUGCACAAACCCCAGCUUCCAGAACGCCCGCUGUGCCUCCACGCGACUGAGACAAGGAACUUCAGCUCUCGGGAACCUCAGUUUCCUCAUCUGUAACGAGGCAUCACAGCCGCCCCGCCGGGGUGUGGUGAAGAAGAGGGGCUAAAUAGGGGGCCGGUGCAUAAACCGUGUGCAGUCCUUUGUAAGCCUUCACCCGCAUGCCGGCUUCCUUCUAGGAGAAGCAUCUAGAGCCGCCCGGUAAAUGGGUCAGUCCGUGCCAGCACACGUUAGCUGCGGGCGUUCCUAAGUGCCUGGCGCUGUGCUCAGCGGACUCCUCCUGACAACUACCGGACAGUGGUUGUCCCUGGUCCACUCAGCAAUGAGGAAGCCGGGGCUCAGAGAGGUGAAGUCAUUUGCCUGAAGUCACACAGCUGGGCCCUGGAGGAACUGGCAUUCGAGCCCAAGAUUGUUUUCCUCUCUCAGCCCUGGACUCUUAAUCCCUGUGCCGGCUUCCCCCCACCCCACCCCCCUGCCGGCUGGCCACCUCCCUCCCAUACCUGUGGUACCAUGCCUGGGGGGAAGCCCCCAGUCCUCGAGAGCUGAGUGUGAGCAGGCAGGGCGGCCGCUCCAGGGACGGGGCGGGGACAGGGCGGGCAAACCGGUCGGGCGGCUGGCACCGGCAGGGCCUCUCUCCAGUGGGGCCUGUGCCCGUGAGGCUGGCGCAGCAGCUCGGCAGGGCCGGCGGGGAGCUGCCAUCAGGUAGGUCUGGGGGACCCCAGGCGAGGGGUGGGUGGGCAGGGGGCCCCAACCCUCACUGAGCCCCAACUCCCCACCUUUCCUCUUCCCCUUGGCGUCACUUGCCUCCCCCCACCGGCAUCCUUCUCUCGCUUCUGCUUUCGACUCUUCACAGUUUCAGCCCGUGCGCCCUGUCUCGCCCUGAGUCUGCUAAGGCUCUUCCCCAUGUGUCCCAUCCUGAUUGAAUGUGUCCCCUGGAAUUCCCCUCCCCACUCCCGCCCCCGUUCAGGCCCUAGAUGCACCAGCCCCGAAGAAAUCUCAGUCACUCCGUGGCGAUGGUGGCGGCUCGGGGGCUCCCAGCUCUCCCCGCACUGGUUACGCGUCCUGUCCUGCGGCGCCAGCCCACGCCUCCCACAGCACAUCCCCCAAUACCUAGUGGUCCCCUAAGUUUACUCCACCACCCCUGGGCUCCCUGUGUUUCCCCACAUCUGCUUGGCACCUCCAUUGUCCAGGCCUCUUGGAAACUCCCAGGGGCUCUCAAACACCCAAUCACCAACCUGGGAAAUCCCACACACCCCGAAUUAGCCCCAGGACCUCCAUGACCCUUCUCCGUUCUCCCCCAUCUAGCUGUGCUGGGGGUCCUGGCCAUUUACUUUUACUCUGAAGAGCACCGCCACCCCACCUGGUGACCCAGGACCCCAACAUCAGGGACGGGGUCUCUCACCUGUUCCAGGUCCCCGCCGCCGCCAUGCACAAACACUACACCGUCCGCUUCGCCAAGGGCGUCCUGCCCCUUCGGACCCCCACUGAGGGCUACUUCUUGGACCCAGAGUUGGGGCAGCAAAAAGGAUGCCGUCACCAGUGGUGCCAUGACCCAGCGGCCCUUCGCGCCCACGGGCCCUGUCGGCUGCCUCCACAGGUGUGCUGGCAGCUGGCCUACCACAGCCACCGGGGGGGUGUCAGCGGCUGCCGUCAGGGCCCCCAGCCCCCCGGCCUGCAGCAGCAGCGGCAGCCCCAGCCCCCGCCUCCCAGCCCCCUGCGGCAGCGGCUCUGCUCCGGUCCAGGGGCCCGGAAGGGGCCACCUGCAGCCGCUGCGGCCUCCAGGCAGCCGGCCAACGCCCCCCAGCCGCCCCCCGAGCCCACCAUCUCGUCCCCCGCGGCACCUGCCAUGGCCAGCAACGGCCCAGCCCCACGCUCUGCAGCUGGCACCCUCCUGGAGCCCAGCAGGCCCCCCGCCGCCCGCCCCCUGCCUGCCCCAGCGGCCUGUGGCCCCUUCACCUACAGCUCUGAUAUCCUGACAGAGGACGAUGUCUACUGCAGCUGUCUGGCCAAGACCCUCUGCCACGUGCCUGUCCCUGUGACAGUGGGUUUCUAUGCCCCCUUUGGCUGCCGCCUGCACAUGAUGCUGGACAAGAUCACUGCGCUGAUGCAGCAGGAGGCCGCCCAGCGCGAGGCCGAGGAGCUGCGGCGGGUGCAGUGGCAGCCGCGGCCCGUGCGCGGCUGGGGCUUCCCGCGGCUGCUCUGGUACCUGGUGUUCCUGCAGCCCGUCAUCACCGAGCUGCACCUGCGCCGCAAGAACGUCAAGUUCCUCUUCAUCCGCUUCAGCGCCUGGCAGUACGCGGGCACGGACAAGCUGUGGGCCGGCCUGGUGACCACGCUGUGCGAGGGCAUCCGCCACCACUAUGGCGCGCUGCCCUUCAGCGUGUACUCGGUGCUGGGCAACAAGCCGGCCGCCACGCCGGGCUUCUGCCAGCGCGAGUGGCACUGCCGGCGCCGCGUGUGCCUGGCGCUGCUGGCGCUGCUGGCGGCGCUCGGCCUCGGCGUGGGCCUGCUCUACCUGUCGGUGGGCGCCCGCGCCCCGGGCCAUGGCGCUGCCGGCGGCAGCCUGCUGCGGGUGUUCGGCGGCGCGGCCACCACGCUGUCGGGCUCGGGGCUGCUCAUGGCCGUGUACUCGGUGGGCAAGCACCUGUUCGUGAGCCAGCGCAAGAAGAUCGAGCGGCUGGUGUCGCGCGAGAAGUUCGGCAGCCAGCUGGGCUUCAUGUGCGAGGUGAAGAAGGAGGUGGAGCUGCUCACAGACUUCCUGUGCUUCCUGGAGAUCUACCAGCGGCGUCGGCUGCGUGUCGUGCUAGAGGUCACCGGGCUGGACACGUGCUACCCGGAGCGCGUGGUGGGCGUGCUCAACGCCAUCAACACGCUGCUGUCCGACAGCCACGCGCCCUUCAUCUUCAUCCUGGUGGUGGACCCCAGCAUCCUGGCCGCGUGCCUCGAGAGCGCCGGCUCCAUGAAGGGCACGGCGGACAACGGCUACCUCUUUCUCAACCGCACCGUCACGCUGCCCUUCUCCGUGCCCAUCAUGGGCCGCCGCACCAAGCUGCAGUUCCUGCACGACGCUGUGCAGAGCCGCGACGACCUGCUCUACCGCGAGAUGACACGCAAGCUGCGGCCGGGCGGCGCGGUGGGCGGCGGGGGUGGCAGGGGCGGCCGCGGCGAGGGCGCGCAGCUCCUGGCGGUGGAGACGCAGGCGGCCGCCGAGCGCGCGCAGAGCCGUAUAGACGCCGAGGCUGCGCGCCGCAUCCAGGAGGCGCUCUUCUGCCUGCACGACGAGCGCGACUGCCUCUAUGAGUACGUGCCCGACAACGUGGUGUCCAUGCGGCGCAUUGUCAACACCGUACCCAUCACCGUGCGCCUGCUGCAACAGCAGGACGGGGACUUCGCAGGCCCCACGCCGCGCCAGGCCGUGGCUUGGGUCGUGCUGGCCAACCAGUGGCCUUGUCGCCUCAGCUGGGUGUUGCAGUGCCUGGAGGACCGGCAGCAGGCUGGGGGCGCGCCCGAGGCUGGAGCGCGCCUCUGGAACGUGUUCUACGACAACAGCCGCGAGCUGCACUCCAUGACCAAGGCGUUGCAGAACGUGCUGGACUUGGACGGUGACCCCGAGCUUUUUGAGCGCUUCCUGGGCGCCGACUUCCCUUUCACCGUGGCCGAGGCACAGACCCUGCUGCGCUGCACCGUGAACCUGGACCACUCCAUCCGCCGCCGCAUGGGCCUCAUCCGGGCUGUCAGUGCGCUGAAGCCGCCCAGCCCACCCAAGUCCCCGGCCCACGACGCCCCCCACGAUGCUCGCGGAGCCAACCAUGCCCCCGGGGCCCUCUGGUCAGGUCAGGGCUCUGGGCAUGUCCCGGCACACGCUGGCGAAGCCCACCAGCCCCGGGACCAGGGGCAUGGAGGCAAGCCAAGACCCGUGGCCUGAGAACCCUUACAGCCCAGGUGGGCCUUGAAAAAGUACCCCAGGAGCAGCGGGAGGGAACCGCUCCUCCAUCUGCCCAGACGAGGGGGCAAGGGGGUCCGCAGGGAGGCCAGUGGUGGCCACCCCCCGCCCCCAGGUGAACCUGUGAGCCACAGAGAGCUCUUUGCGGUUGCAGCGAACAGAGCCAGCAUCAGAGAGCUAGAGCCAGAGGACCAGUGAAGAACCCCGGGUUCAAGUGCAAUAAAUGGAGAUGUGAAAGCC
Molecule: messenger RNA, 5437 nt
Organism: Mustela erminea (ermine)
Lineage: Eukaryota; Metazoa; Chordata; Mammalia; Carnivora; Mustelidae
Gene: NKPD1
Product: NTPase KAP family P-loop domain containing 1
Exons: 5
Coding region: 2681-5179 (832 amino acids)
Source: RefSeq, a predicted model, not a curated record